AUGAUAGACGAUAUUUUGGUUUUUGGAUGCACCCGCCGGGAACAUGACGCCAAACUGAGCCAGGUGCUAUCUCGCCUUGCAAAAGCAGGUAUCGCAUUGAACCAGGACAAGUGUCGUUUUGGGGUACCUGAGGUCUCCUUCCUCAAAGUUGUCGUCUCAGCACAGGGCAUCAGGCCAGAUCCGGGCAAGGUCGAAGCAGUCAAAGCCAUGGAAGCCCCAACGGACGUCGCUGGCGUUAGAAGACUGCUCGGAAUGGUGAACCAUCUUGCCAGGUUCUUGCCACACAUCUCGGACGUCACGGCUCCCAUCAGAGCCUUACUGAACAAGACUGCGAGUUGGGUGUGGCAGCACGAGCAAAAGGCAGCGUUCGAGAAAAUCAAGGAACUCUUGACGUCAGACAGGUGCAUGGCCAAGUACCACCCGUCGUACGCCACUAUGGUGUCUGCAGACGCAAGCUCAUUCGGACUCGGCGCAGUUUUGCUACAGAUGCAACCCUCAGGAGAGCGCCGCCCAGUCGCAUUCGCUUCGAGGUCAAUGACCGAUACCGAGCAGCGUUACAGCCAGACUGAAAAAGAAGCUUUGGCAACGACGUGGGCUAUCCAAAGGUUCGACGAGUUCGUCCGUGGCAUCCCCUUCGACGUCGAGACUGACCACCUGCCACUCGUUUCGCUUCUGGGCAAGAUGGAACUGGAUGUGUUGCCGCCUCGUAUUCAGAGACUACGGCUGAAGACCAUGCAAUACCAGUUCCGUAUGCUGGACGUGCCAGGAAAGCUGCUAGCCACAGCUGAUACGUUGUCGCGCAUCGUCUACAAGCCACCCACUCCUCUAGACACUAUCGAACUUUUUGCAGCACAGGUAGUCGGCUGCAUGUCGGAAGUCUUGCCACUCAGCCCUAAAGACGUGCGACAGGCACAAGAGUCCGAUGGCGAGUGCAAAGCCCUCGCUUCCUACUGGCAGAAUGGUUGGCCUAAAAAGACCACGAUACCACUGCACCUUACAAAGUACGCCUCGGUGGCAGACGAGCUCUCUGUCUGCGACGGUGUUCUGUUGAAGGGCGCCCGGUUAGUCAUCCCAUCGUCCCUUCGGCCAGCGGUCUUGACGCUGUUGCAUGAAGGUCAUCAGGGCAUCAACAGGACCAAAGCCCUAGCUCGGGAGUCAGUUUGGUGGCCCGGUAUCUCGACAGACAUCGCCUCUCUCGUUGCCAACUGUGAACAGUGCGCUUCCACCCGCGUGAACUUUGCCGAGCCCCUGCUCUCGACAGCCCUACCUGGACAUCCCUGGGAAUUCCUUGGUAUGGACUUGUUCCACCUCAACGGCCAGACGUUCAUCCUGGUGGUGGACUAUUACUCAAGGUUCCCUGAGGUGGUGACCCUGAGGAGCACGACAGCUCAGGCAGUCAUCGAUGCUCUCAAAUCCAUCUUUGCCCGCCAUGGAAUCCCGCAAGAAGUCAGGUCAGACAACGGCCCACCAUUCUCGUCGCAAGAGUUCGCGGCGUUUGCAGCUUCAUACGGCUUUAACCACAGGACCAGCAGUCCACACUACGCUCAAUCGAACGGAGAGGCGGAGAGGAUGGUGCGUACUAUCAAGGACCUGUUUCGCAAGUCAAAGGAUCCUUACCUGGCUCUGCUCAGCUAUAGGGACACUCCAGGAGUCAACGGCUUUAGUCCAGCCCAGCUGUUGAUGGGACGUCAACUCAGAACCAGAGUCCCAAAGCAAGGCUCCCAGCUAUGUCCCAACUGGCCCCCAAUGAAAGAAGUCGUCGCCAAGGAUGCGACUUACAAGCAGAAGCAGGCCGACAAUUACAACAGGCAUCAUGGAGCUCGAGACUUGCCGCCACUCCAAACAGGUCAGCGUGUCUGGGUGCGACCUGAUCAAGUGCAGGCUACGGUCCUCAGUCCGGGGCAAAGACCAAGAAGCUACGUGGUCGAAACGGAGCGAGGUGGCACCCUACAGCGCAACCGGCGUCACCUAGUGCCUUUUGGGACUACUGCCUCCGGAGAGGAACCACCACCACUGCAGCAAGUUCGCUGUCAGGAGCCUCGGCCUGCCAACAUCGUGGAAUCAACGGUCCCCCUCGGACAGUCGGUGCAACAGUCCCCUGCAGCCAGGGACCGCAGUGACGAUACCCAGCUGGCUUUGCCUACUUCCCACACGCACCACUGGCUGACAAACAUCAAGCCAGGCCAAUCGAGCACAGGGAUGUGCCAAGACGAAUUUGCUUCGGCCGAGGCUCCCAAGUUGCGUGGCACCAGCAGAGACCACCGUCCACUUCUCGAACACCACGAGACCUUGACAUGA
Dermacentor albipictus is the source of this 2298-nucleotide messenger RNA. The record is from RefSeq and is a predicted model, not a curated record. Lineage: Eukaryota; Metazoa; Arthropoda; Arachnida; Ixodida; Ixodidae.